GACAAACCGGAAGUAGACACUCUUGCUGCUGUAGAGAUUAGGGGAAGUUACUUAUUUUGUUGUUAUUAUCGCUAUCGUUUUAUUAUUAAUAUCUCAUAAGAAGGGGUUGAAAGUAAAGUUCGGGUGUAUGAGAGGCUGAUUUAUCGAAGAGGACGAUGCUCUCGGAGGACACGGCGACCAGCAGCAGCGUUUCUUUCCACAGUAGGCUGGCCUCGGUCAUGGCCGUGGUGGCUCAGUCGGCUGUGGCCGAAAUCAGCAAACUGUACGAUGACGGGCUGCUGGUGCUGCGCCUGGAGGUCUGCCGCAAAGACUCCGAAAUCGAGGCGCUGAAGAAAAAACUGGAGACGGUUGAAAACGAGCUGCAGCUUCUGAAAGAGUCUCAGCGCUCAGAGACCCGCAGCUCGACCCCCAGCCUGCUCCCUGCUCCCUGUGCACACGGACAAGCAGACCUUGUAGAAUGCAAAGAGAGGACAAAUCAGCAUCUUUCUUGGAAACAUCAACCUGAUAAUGAUGUGUGUAAUGGAAAGGAAAAUGAUCAUGCAGGGGAAAUUAAUUACAAAUCCUCAGAAGAAAUAAAUUCGCAGGACAUUGUCACAAAGGAAACAAUGCCCACCCUUACAGAGCCACAACCUUCCACAGAUGACCUGAACCAGUCAACAUUCUGCGAGGAAGAUUGUGGACCAGAGUUUCAGAAAAAGACAGAACAGGGGAUACAGACAGUUACUUUAGAUGAGAGCAAAGUAGAGUGUGUUGUAAUCGAGGACAGAGAAACGCAGCCGUGGUCAUCCAUGGAGAACUGCGUGGAACAUGCAGAGGACCCUGACUGCUCUAUUGUAACCGAGCAAGACGGACAUCCGCUGAUCUCCUCCGUGUGGAGUGUCGGUUCUAGCACAUCCAGUCCUGUGGAUGAUUUGACUAUGACAAACAGACUUAAUGUAGAAGAAAUGAGACAGCAAAGGAUGCCGCAGCAGCCCAGGAGCGAAGGAGGAUCAACAGACCUAAACCCAUCGCGACAGGUACAACACAGAGCAAACGCGGCGGUCCAGCCCAGGCUCUUGCUUCCUUCAAGAACUCAUGAACGUGUCACACUCUUAAGCAGUAGCAUAAGCCAGAAUCGGAACCGAGGAGGUUUCCCAGUAAAUGACAUUGCUAUAGCCAGGCUACCUCAGAGGAGAAAGCCAAUGAGAGAGAAAUGGUUCAUGUGUUCAUUCUGUGGCAAAAGCUUUGACCGCAUCAGCCACCUUCAGAUGCACCACAGAAUUCACACUGGAGAGAAACCAUUCCACUGCAGCAUGUGCGGGAAGAGUUUCUCUCAGCAAAGCAACUUACGCACACACCAGAAAACGCACAAAGAUCUCAGGACACAAAGUAAAACAUUUUGAAAAUAAGACAGUUAGAACGUUUGUGUCAUUUUUAUUUUCUAGUAUGUAAACCAACACCUAGCCAUCUUGGUUUUGCUCAUUUUAUUUUUACAAUAAACAAAAAGUUGGUAACA
Molecule: messenger RNA, 1495 nt
Organism: Pangasianodon hypophthalmus (striped catfish)
Lineage: Eukaryota; Metazoa; Chordata; Actinopteri; Siluriformes; Pangasiidae
Product: zinc finger protein 510
Exons: 2
Coding region: 156-1382 (408 amino acids)
Biological process (GO): regulation of transcription by RNA polymerase II
Molecular function (GO): DNA-binding transcription factor activity, RNA polymerase II-specific; RNA polymerase II cis-regulatory region sequence-specific DNA binding
Source: RefSeq, a predicted model, not a curated record